UCCGCCGCUCUGGGUCGUUUUCUUGGGGUACAUGGUUCCGAACAGCUUCCUAGCCGUCCGAAGAAUUUCCUUCGCUCCCCGUAAGCCACAGAAUUCCGAGACUCAUUCUGCUCGAGGGAGAGAAAUGUUUGUUCGCGAAGCAGGUCGACGGUAGAAGAGUGUUUUAAAUUUUAGCACAGAAGGAGUUGCCCGUGAUAUGCCAUAUGGAGAUUGCUGACAUCGAAGGGGAGUGAUCUCUCAAUCUGAAUGACUUCAUUGGCACCGUCAAGCGCUGGAGACUACGAUAAACUAACCCGGCCGUCGUAUCUCUGUGCUUAUCAGAGAGGGUUGUGCCUCACCUUGCACUGAGGAAUUAUUAUUGGAAAGUUGCUGCAAUAUCCUCUCUGGAAGACCGGGCGCUCGGAGCAAAUUUCGCUACUCCAGCGUUAUCCUACCGCGUGGCUGUACGGGACGGUUGACUGGUCCUGCAGUUACCCACAUUCCUGGGUAAGAAAAUCGCGUCGUGACUGACUGGAACCACUCACUCGGAAUUACAUCCAGCAAGUCAGAACCGAAGAAGGCAGUUGCGAGCCGGCCACAAAGGUGUGCUUCUAGUGUCCUUUGCCGCUGAGCGAGUCCGGGUGCAAUGGCUACCAAUCGGCGGCAGAAACGAAAACGUGAGUUGGAAAUCGAGCAUCGCUCCACGCCUAUCGCAGGUCGCUCCGGAGGAAUCAACGGCUACAGUAGUUCAAAUGGAUACGGCGGAUCCAGCGCCAGCUCGCCGUAUAGCGACCUAUCAUCGAGUCGGAAGCUCACGAAGCGCUUCUCUGCGUUCUCUCUGCAGCGACAUGCUCAGACAAACAUGACGGGAGAGGAGCAAAGAGAGUUGUCGUCGCUGCUCAAGCAGUACAAGAGGAAACAGCUCAGUCUCGAGCAGCUAGUCAACAGCUUAAAGAUCAUACUGGACACGCCAGCCAAGCGCCAAGCUAUACUCUCCAUCAGAAACGAGGUGCCGUCACGUGAAGUCUCGACAUUCGACAAGCUCGUCAUCACACAGCGACUCUGGCCGCCGAAUGCCGCCGCGUCCUCGUCGUCGUCCAGCCGUCCCGUCUCGCCCAGCACGGCGUUUGGCGAGCAGCCACGCCCGCGCUCGCACACCUCGUCCGCGCCCUCGUCCUCGCGCCCAGUCCACUCGCCCUCGCGCCAGGUGCACUCGCCCGCGUCCUGGUUCAGCCGCGAGGCGAACAGCUUCCGGCAGGAGAAAGUCAAGCCAAUCAAGAUAACAAUAUCACCGGAUGUAGAGGGUCUGCUGGGGUUCUCGGUCCGUGGAGGAUCAGAUCACGGCCUGGGAAUAUUCGUGUGCUCCGUGGACGAGGACAGUGAAGCGUACGAGAAGGGUAUCCGCGUCGGCCACGUGAUACGCAAGGCGAACGGCGUCAGUUUUGAGCGCAUCACGCAGGAGAAUGCUAUAGAGGUACUAACCGAUGGUAGCGUGAGAAAGAUUCGCCUGACCGUGUUGCCCCUAGCCACGGCUAACCCGGAUGGCAUGGUCGGCAGUCCCGGUGCAAACGGUUCAUCUAAACAUCCAGUACUCUACUACACCUGGGUGAACAAACACGGCCGAUCCACAUCACCUCCGCCAGAGUACAGGUCCGGUAUCGAUCUCUUGCAUCCCAAUGCAAGCCUGCCGCGAAGCAAUAUGAAGAAGCUGAACAUGGCAAAAGAAGACAGUCGCAGCUUGGGUAUCACUAUCCGCGGUGGGUCCGAACACGGUCUCGGUGUCUACGUGUCGCAGGUGCAGCGUAACAGCACUGCACAUUCACACGGUCUUCAGGUUGGUGACCAGAUCAUUGAUGUCAAUGGCGUGUCCUUUCUCAACAUCCUUCACAACGAGGCUGCAGAAAUGUUACGGGAGAAUGAGAUGCUUGUGAUGACGCUUCGUUCACUGGGCAAAGUACCGGAAAGGCCGAUCAUCCCGUUCGACAACAUCAGAAAGCAUAAGCGCAAGAGCCUGGCUUAUCUAGAUGAACAUGCUUCAGCCAUGCCAUCAUCAUCAGCACGCGAGCAACCAGUUGCUGUGCCGGAGAGGUUCCCCGCAGUGCCCAAGGCAAGACGGGGUCUUUUUGUGGCCAGCCAAGAGCCCGUGCUGAACAACCGAAAGCAGGGGAAAUCCGGAAUCAAGCAUAAAGAGUCAGCGGUAUUCAAGCAAGGCUUUGGCACACAGCUCAUGUUCAAGGGCUUCCAGCACGCCGUCCACCAGUCCUCGCGGGCCUCCAUCACGCAGCAGGCGAAGGCCGAGCUAUCUCGCGUGGAGCUGGAGACACUGAACUACUACCUGGACGAGUACGGGGAGCACAAGCUGACAGUGCGACAGCUGGUCAAUGCGCUCAUCAUACUGCUAGAUACCGUGGGCAAGAAACGUCUGUUGAACUCGAUACGAACAGUGGUGCAGCCAAAAGACAUCGAUGAGUUUGAGAAGCUAGUGGCACCGGUGGAGUACCAAGCUAUGAAGGACUCGCAUUUGGCAGGUGGGAGCAGCGAAGCACUUCAGAACGGCGGCGUCAUAGAUCACUAUCAAUUUGGCACUUCCACGUUUGGCCACACUAUCACCACUGCUGAUGAUGAUGAUAAUGGCACUGAGGAUGAUGACGCCCCCGGUCCGCUGAGAGAGGACGGUGAGGGCCGAGCGGCCAUGUACCAAACGGACGACUCCGACAGCAUCGACUGCAACCCGUCGCUCUCGCAUCAAAACAGCCAGAUGAUUGUUCCAAUGACCGCCUCUCAACAACUAGCCGUUGAAGACCAACUGCAUGCCAGACUGGGCUCACUACUAGCCGUCGAGAGCGAGCAGGCAAUGGGCGAGAGAAUGAGCAGAGGCGGCACACUGCAGUACAACGAACGGAUGGUCGUGAACGAAGUGGACGAAAUACUGGAGGGCAUAGAGCAAUUAGAAACCGAUUCGGACUCGGCCUCGAUUGCCGGGGAAUACGACGUCGCUGGUCGCACGGAGCCGAAGCACCCGAAUGAUGUCGGCAUAGCAACAGCAUCCAGCACUAUACACAUGGUUCAGAUGGCGCCGAAACGAGGGACUAUCCCUCAAGCCCCACCACUACCGCCUUCACUGUCACCAGUCAGUGCCGGCAAAGACUCGCCGUUAGUACACCCGGCCGUCCAAGCGCUCAAGCCUCCCUCCUCUGCUCGCCAGGCACAGGCGGAGAGCCCGUUUGUGGAGCGCCGUGACUCGCCGCGUAAGAUAGUGCAGAGCCAUCAGGGACAGGAAGGGGACAGAGCGGGUACACUGGACGGCGCUGCACUGGAUAUACCUCUGUUCACGUCCACGCCGCUGCACGGAGUCACUGACGCAGGCGAUGGCCUAGCUGAACCCUCUGACAUCAGUGUGGAUAUGGCUAGCAAUGACAGGAGUGAGGCUAGCGAGGCACACGACGCACUGGUGGACACUGUGCGACAGCGACGUCUCCGUAUUCAGCCGGAGAGCACAGGCAAUAUUCAGUCCCUUCUCGGAGAGACAGCAGCGGAUGAAACAGACGCAACGCUCGGCGAUGGUGGAACAGCAAGUGUUGCCAUUGACAACACGGACACGCGUACCGAAACGACAAUACUGCCGUCGGACGCCGGCUUCAGCGAGCCGGUGUCGACGAGCACGAGUUUUGAUCUCCCCGACGGUGUCAAUCUACAGACAACGUACGUGUAUAACGACACAAGCGAGAUAGGACCGGCUGAAAUACGCUACACGGACACCGAGUUUUAGCCGGGCAGCCCAUGAUUUGAGGCUGACAAUACCCAAUCUACAAACAACCCACUUUUAUAAGGAUACAAGCGAGGUAGGGCCGGCUGAAUUACGCUACACGGACACCGAGUUUUAGCGCAGCCCGUGAUUUGAGGCUGACAAUACGUUACUAGUAUCUCCAAGUGUUGUACCUUCAUGGUAUUGAUGGUGGGAUGGUCAUAGUGGUGAUGGACGGACACUGCUACCUUUUCACAAGAUUCUUUUCACACAGAUGUACUUCAAUAAUUCAGUAAUACUUUUCUUGAAUCGAUACGCUGGUCGCAUUCUAUAAAAUUUUAAUUAUUUCAUCCAGGCGAGUGCAUAUCCCUGAACCAUAGAUAGAGAACACAAUAUUUCCUUGUAAGAAUUUCAAGAUGUGUUCCUUGAUGAUAGUAAUAAUAUCUUGAGCAACAUUGUCAGGUAGUAUUUGAUUUUCUAAUGUAAUAUUUGCUGUAUGAGCCCAGAAGUAAAAUUCUGUACUCACGGAAGCACCAUGUACCGAAUUUUGUAUUAAUUUCCCGUUGAGAAAGCGUGCACUUGUCAAGCUGGAUAUUCCUGCUACUCCUGUGCCCAUCCUGUGCAGAAUAGGGUGGGUGCUCGA
This is a messenger RNA of Sycon ciliatum, 4367 nucleotides long. RefSeq names its product whirlin-like. Gene Ontology annotation, cellular component: stereocilium tip; plasma membrane; cilium. Gene Ontology annotation, molecular function: protein binding. Lineage: Eukaryota; Metazoa; Porifera; Calcarea; Leucosolenida; Sycettidae. The transcript has 15 exons. The coding region runs from base 626 to 3748 and encodes 1040 amino acids. The record is from RefSeq and is a predicted model, not a curated record.